CAAAAAGCAAGAAACGCCAGCACAUCCACUCUCCUCCACUAUAAAGAAACGACCUCCGAAACCAUCGCUCCUCCGCCACCGCCGCCUCCUCCAAUAACACUCAUUUUUUUUUAGUAUAUAAUUUUCCUCCCUUAUUUUUCCCUCUCUCCGCCUCUCAAUUUUGUUUCCCUCAAUAUGGACAUUCGCCGGAGGCCGCCCAAGCCAUCACUCCGCCCGCAGGUUCCUCCUCCGCCGCCUUCCUCCUCCCCCAAAGCCUCCGACGCCCUCCCCCUCCCACUCUAUCUAACCAACGGCGUAUUCUUCACGCUCUUCUUCUCCGUCGCUUACUUCCUCCUCCACCGGUGGCGCGACAAGAUCCGCAACUCCGUCCCCCUCCACGUUCUCACCCUCUCCGAACUCGCCGCCAUCAUCACCCUCAUCUCCUCCUUCAUCUACCUCCUCGGAUUCUUCGGCAUCGACUUCGUCCAGUCCUUCAUUUCCAAAUCCGAUUCCGACGACGAUUCCCCCCAGCACCAGCGUUUCAUCAUCGAGGAGGAUCGCAACAUUCACUGCUCCAUGCCGACUCCGGCGAUUUCGAAGCCAAUUCCCAUGGACCUCCCCCAGGACGACGAAGAACUCGUCAAUCGCGUCGUCUCCGGCGAAAUCCCGUCCUAUUCUCUCGAAUCGAAGCUCGGCGACUGCUUCAAGGCGGCCAAAAUUCGGCGUGAGGCGGUGCAGCGGCAGACCGGCAGGUCCGUUGAGGGAUUGCCGUUGGAAGGAUUCGAUUACGACUCCAUUUUAGGGCAAUGCUGCGAGAUGCCUGUAGGGUAUGUACAGAUUCCUGUUGGGAUAGCGGGCCCGUUGUUGUUGAACGGCUGCGAAUAUUCGGUGCCUAUGGCCACAACUGAAGGUUGUUUGGUGGCGAGCACCAACAGGGGCUGUAAGGCAAUCUACGCUUCUGGAGGCGCCACCUGUGUGCUCCUCCGCGAUGGAAUGACCAGAGCUCCGGUGGUUAGGUUUUCGUCGGCAAAGAGGGCGUCGGAGUUGAAGUUCUUCUUAGAGGAUCGUCUCAAUUUCGAUACCUUAUCCGUCGUUUUCAACAAGUCGAGUAGAUUCGCUAGACUCCAAGGUAUUCAAUGUGCGAUUGCAGGUAAGAAUCUAUACGUAAGAUUUAGCUGCAGCACAGGCGAUGCUAUGGGUAUGAACAUGGUUUCUAAAGGCGUCCAAAACGUCCUCGAUUUCCUCCAAAGCGAUUUCCCCGAUAUGGAUGUUAUUGGCAUUUCCGGAAAUUUCUGUUCGGACAAGAAACCGUCAGCGGUCAAUUGGAUCGAAGGCCGAGGAAAAUCAGUUGUCUGUGAGGCAAUCAUAACAGGAGAGAUAGUGACAAAGGUUUUGAAAACCACAGUACCCGCCCUCGUGGAGCUCAACAUGCUAAAGAAUCUCACCGGAUCCGCCAUCGCCGGAGCUCUUGGCGGCUUCAACGCACACGCCGCCAAUAUAGUGUCUGCAGUUUUCAUAGCCACCGGUCAAGAUCCAGCUCAAAACAUCGAAAGCUCUCACUGCAUAACCAUGAUGGAAGCUGUUAACAACGGCAAAGAUCUCCACGUUUCCGUCACUAUGCCCUCCAUCGAGGUCGGGACAGUUGGAGGUGGGACACAAUUGGCUUCGCAAUCGGCUUGUUUGAACUUGCUCGGUGUAAAGGGUGCGAGUAAAGAGUCACCGGGUUCGAAUUCUCAGCUAUUGGCCACUGUUGUCGCAGGUUCGGUUUUGGCGGGAGAGCUUUCUCUCAUGUCGGCAAUUGCAGCGGGUCAGCUCGUAAAAAGUCAUAUGAAAUAUAAUCGAUCGAGCAGGGACAUCACCAAGAUUUGUUCCUAGGGUUAGAGAAGAGGCACUUGAGAUUUUUUAGGACCAAAGCAUGUGAGGCUCUGUGCUGGAAAGUUUUAUAAAAGCAUAUAUAUAUAUAUAUAUAU
Molecule: messenger RNA, 1949 nt
Organism: Erythranthe guttata (spotted monkey flower)
Lineage: Eukaryota; Viridiplantae; Streptophyta; Magnoliopsida; Lamiales; Phrymaceae
Gene: HMG1
Product: hydroxy methylglutaryl CoA reductase 1
Biological process (GO): sterol biosynthetic process; coenzyme A metabolic process; isoprenoid biosynthetic process
Cellular component (GO): endoplasmic reticulum membrane; peroxisomal membrane
Molecular function (GO): hydroxymethylglutaryl-CoA reductase (NADPH) activity; protein binding
Source: RefSeq, a predicted model, not a curated record